UUUAAAUAUGCGUAUGUUGUUGAUUGUUAUGAAGUAACUUAUUGCUGCAGAUUUUUUUUUUCUGAGAUCAAAUAAUGAUCUUUCACACUUCUUAUUUUUAGCCGAUAAUGAAAAGAAACUUUGGACGGAAAAAUUUCAUCUGUCGUUAUGGAUACUGAAAUUCAUGGCAAAGAAAAUGUGCAUGUCAUGCAAGUUCCAACAUCACCAAGCUUUUUAAAGCCGAAGCCAAUAAAACUGAGAAAGCGAACUAAACGGCCUGCUGCUUUGCCCCUAACAGAGUUAAAUGUGAAUUGUAAUGCAAGCAAGUUAGGAUAUUUGUCAAAAUCCCCAAUAACAAUAACCAAUCCAUUUCGAUGUAAAAGCAAACGGAAAAAGAUAGAAAAUGAUGAGGAUUCAAAUUCUCUUCUUUGGAAAAGAACUACCAAGUUACUAGGAGAAUCUGAUGAAGAGAUUAAAGUAUUGCCAUCGCCCAUCAUAGCAUCUGUACUGGAUGAAAAUGCUGUUUCAGCUUUUUCUGAAGUGCUUAAUCCAUCUCCUUUUGUAACGGAGAAAACAGUAAACAAACCAAAGGCAAAAGAAAUCCCUGUCGAUUGGAGUUUGAAAACAAAAAUAAGAUUUAUGUCACCUGUUCCUUUUCCAUGUCGUGGCAGUUUUAGGACAUUUGAAGAAGUUAAUGGAACUGUUGGUUUUGUUCGCUGUCUGCAUUCCAAUGAAGAUAUUAAGAAAUCAUCUGAUAUUCACUCUAGCUAUGGAUCAAAAUUUUUCCAGCAAUGUCUUGUAUGGAUGCACCCAUCUCUGCCAUGGAUGAAGCUUUUCCCUCGAACGGAUGACAAGCUCGCCAAACAAAAUAGUUCUGCCAUUGCUGUUGAUGUGAGUACUCAAGAAAUUUUGCACUCAGCAUGGUGUGAUAGUUUUCGAUCACUUUAUCAGUUGGUGAGAUUAUUCCAGUGCCCGUAUUUUUACAUGUGUGCUCCGACAUUCACUGUUCUUUUCAGAUGUGCUGGGGCUGCCUCUAUUCCUGUGAUUCAUGCAAUGAUCAGUCCCACCACCAAAGGCUUUAGAAAAGCAUUGAACGAUGAAGGUAUUGCAUUCACUAUGCCUCUUCGUCAAUCCAAGGAUUCAGAUUCUAUUGAUGAAUUAAUUGAAGACUCUCCGGAAAUUCUUGAAGCUGAAAAUGAUGAAAACAAGGAAACCAUGGAAGUGAAAAAUGAUGCAGAUGAUGAAACAACUUGGCUGGAAAGCCUUGGAUUAAGCCAAGAUGCUUUACUUGCUUCAAAUAACAGGAAACCAAAACUGGAAGAAUCCCGGAAAAUUGACCAUAAACCAGAGUCUUUGGUUUACAUAGAAGAUUCAGAAACACAAGCAUUGGUGAAUUUUCUUUUAAAUUCCCAGUUGUGUACUUCGAAAUUUGGUCCUAUGGCUGGAAUUCCUCCAACAUUGUUGGCUCCUACUGCUUUUCUUGGUGGAACCCUGCAGUCUCUAAAAAUACGUCACGGAAAAGUUAAGAUGGAGAAAAAAGAGUUGGAGUCUGUAGAAAUUAGUGGACCUCUGCUUCCUAAUGCUAUUCAUUCCUUGUGUUCAUUAUUUAAAGUUACACAAAAUGGUCAAUUUUCAUCGACAUUGACUUCUUUUACUCCCAGUGUUGCAUUUUCUAUGGUUAAUCCCCUAUCUCCUAUUUUACCUUGUAUAUUUGCUCAAAAUAAUGUUACCGAUUGCGGAUUUCCUUCAGAAUUUGUGAAAAAAAUGUGUUCUAAACCGGGAGAGUCUGUUAUUAGUUCUAUUGCAGUAGACGAUGGGCUUUUUACUUGGAAGUAAACCCAGAUAACGCAAUUUUGUGUGGUAAAUGAUACCUGACAAAAUAAUUGCUGAAUUGAAGCAAUAUUACUAUUCUUCAGUGAUGGAGCUCCAAUGAAAUCGAACAGUCACUGGAAAAGGACAAAUUCUUGAAAAUAAAUAAUCCAGAAAAUUUAUUUUUCAAGAAUGCCAGAAAUAUUUAGGUAAUUUAAAUAAUGUGAACCAAGAUACAAUCAUUAAAUCCAUAGA
Uloborus diversus is the source of this 2043-nucleotide messenger RNA. It is a transcript of the gene hd, whose product is annotated as protein downstream neighbor of Son-like. The transcript has 13 exons. Lineage: Eukaryota; Metazoa; Arthropoda; Arachnida; Araneae; Uloboridae. The record is from RefSeq and is a predicted model, not a curated record. Gene Ontology annotation, cellular component: nucleus. Bases 148 to 1815 code for a protein of 555 amino acids. Gene Ontology annotation, biological process: nuclear DNA replication.